Anopheles bellator is the source of this 498-nucleotide messenger RNA. It is a transcript of the gene Dph3, whose product is annotated as diphthamide biosynthesis protein 3. Bases 173 to 436 code for a protein of 87 amino acids. The transcript has a single exon. The record is from RefSeq and is a predicted model, not a curated record. Gene Ontology annotation, molecular function: metal ion binding. NCBI's taxonomy places the organism in Eukaryota, Metazoa, Arthropoda, Insecta, Diptera, Culicidae. Gene Ontology annotation, biological process: protein histidyl modification to diphthamide.
GAUGAAUCAACGAAUGUGGUAAAAUUGUGCGCGCGAAGUAAAAAUAAAUCAUGAAAUAGAACGCAAAUGAUCCAAAAGUCGCAGCGAAAAUUGCAUAGUGCAGAUACGGAUUAUUAGUCAUAGGGGUUCGCCGGGCACAUCGAUAUGCUUUGCGUCGUGAAGUGCAUCCGGAAUGAGCGUGUACCACGAUGAAAUCGAAAUCGAGGAUUUCGAAUACGACGAGGAAGAGGAGAUGUACUAUUAUCCCUGCCCGUGCGGCGAUCGGUUCCAGGUCAGCCGCGAGGAACUAAUGGCUGGCGAGGAAGUUGCUACUUGCCCCAGUUGUUCCCUGGUAGUGAAGGUGAUUUACGACCCGGAAGCAUUCGCCGCCGAACAGGACGAAGCCGAAACGAACAAGGCCAGUGGAACGUCCGGCGAACAGUUGGAGAAAAACUGAAGCACACAACGCAGUAGCGGUUUCUUUUGUAAAUUUUUAAUAAAUGUAUUUAGCACUUCAAG